This is a messenger RNA of Gryllus bimaculatus (two-spotted cricket), 555 nucleotides long. NCBI's taxonomy places the organism in Eukaryota, Metazoa, Arthropoda, Insecta, Orthoptera, Gryllidae. The record is from the annotation of a GenBank genome assembly.
ACUUGCCGGCGCUUGAAGCGAGUGAAGCUAACACGCGCGCGCGCUGCGUGUGUGCGUGCGUGCCGCAGCUACCUGGGCAGCUUCGAGCGCGACGGCGUGCUCAUGAUCGAGAUGGAGUACGCGGACGGCGGCACCCUGCAGCAGCUGCUGCAGCGCCGCGCCGCGCGCCUCAGCGAGCGCGAGGUGCUGCUGCUCUUUCGGCAGAUCGCUGCCGCGCUGCGCUACAUGCACGAGCACAACAUCCUGCACAGAGACCUCAAGACUGCAAAUGUCUUCCUGACGAAGGACGGCACCGUGAAGGUGGGCGACUUCGGCAUCUCCAAGAUGAUGUCUACGAGAGGUCAGGCGAACACUGUGCUCGGCACCCCCUACUACAUCAGCCCAGAGAUGUGUGAAGGGAAACAAUAUGAUCAAAAGUCUGAUAUUUGGGCCCUGGGCUGCAUCCUCUAUGAAAUGAUCUGCUUACAAAAGACCUUCGAAGGAUCCAAUCUUCCAGCUCUCGUCAAUAAGAUUAUGAAGGUAUAUACACGUACUGGCGGUGUACAAGGAAAAUAA